AUGGACAUUGUCACCAACAACCCCGGCAUCUCCCAGCUGUUUGACGACGCUCUUCCUGCCGUUGCCGGCGGCCUCAACACCAACAACUUCCCCUCGCUCUUGUCCGAGGCUUCCGCCACCCUGUCCGCCUUCCAGGCAGGCACCGACUUCCCUCGAGUCAGCUCCGGAUUCCUGGCUCUGAGCGCCGUCGACAUCCCCCAAGCCCUGCAGAACAUUCAGGGAAACCUGGCUAACGUCUGGGCCAUUGUCACUCCCGAUCUGCCCUCUCUGACCCCCGAGUUUUCUAGCGAGUGGGACGCCGCCACCGCCCAGGUUCUUGGACUUGGUCAGCAGCUUGGAGUUCUCCCCGGAGGAGCUGUUUCGGGUUCUGCUGAUGCUUCGGGUUCUGCUGUUGCCUCGGGUUCUGCUGUUGCUUCCGGCUCGGCUGAUGCUUCUGCUACUGCUGAUGCCUCUGCUACCGCCGACUCUUCUGCUGAUGCUUCGGCUUCGGCUUCUGCUUCUGCUUCUUCCUCCGGUGCUUCUGCCUCAGCCGACUCUUCUGCAACUUCUGCCUCCGCUGACGCCACCUCUGCCGCCUCUGGCUCCGCUGCCGCCUCUGGCUCCGCUGCCGCCUCUGGCUCAACUGCUGCUACUUCUGCCGCUUCUACUUCCUCCGGCUCUGCUGCCGCCUCCGGAUCCGCCGUUGCCUCCGGCUCUUCCAACGUCACCUCCCCCAACGUGACGGCCUCUACCGGAGCUGCCGGCUCUUCGUCCGCCACCGGAGCCUCCAACAUGGCUCCCGAACUCAUCAACGCCUCUUUCAACGCCAAGCUCGCCGCUGGAGUUGUCAUUGCCGCCGGAUGUGUCGUUCUUCUCUAA
This is a messenger RNA of Yarrowia lipolytica CLIB122, 858 nucleotides long. RefSeq lists its product as uncharacterized. The record is from RefSeq and is a predicted model, not a curated record. NCBI's taxonomy places the organism in Eukaryota, Fungi, Ascomycota, Dipodascomycetes, Dipodascales.